This is a messenger RNA of Rhizophagus irregularis DAOM 181602=DAOM 197198, 447 nucleotides long. RefSeq lists its product as uncharacterized. Lineage: Eukaryota; Fungi; Glomeromycota; Glomeromycetes; Glomerales; Glomeraceae. The record is from RefSeq and is a predicted model, not a curated record.
AUGGCUGGAACAACCAUACGCGUUCCCAUUGCUGAAACUACAUUUUCUAAUCGUGUUUUCAUACAUGAUUAUCCAAGAAGUUCUAAAAUUGAAGCACAUUUUCAAUCAAAUGAACGAUUAUAUAUUUCAUAUUACAAUAUUAUUUCUCUGGGAACCUAUCCUUCCACACCAAAACUGACACAAAAAUCUAAAAACAACGCGUCUCAAUAUCCAAUACCUGACGAUUAUAUAGUUGAAACAAAGUUUUCUGAAAGAAAGUGGAGUGUUAGUAGUACCCAAUCUUCAACAGCUGUUGUUAAUACAUUUUUACAGAAAAUUAACUUAAAAUCAUCAACUAAAUCAUCUGGGCCUCGGUUAUUUGGAUUUGAUAUUGAGCCACUAUAUCAUGCUCGUUUACAAAUUGGGUUUCGACCUGUUACUGCUGUUACAACAGAAGUUAAUAACUGA